Molecule: messenger RNA, 942 nt
Organism: Spodoptera littoralis (African cotton leafworm)
Lineage: Eukaryota; Metazoa; Arthropoda; Insecta; Lepidoptera; Noctuidae
Source: the annotation of a GenBank genome assembly
AUGAAGACUGCUGUAACAUGUUCUGUUAUUUGGUUGUUUGCUCUAUUUUGUCAUUCAGAGGCAUCAUCAUUCCGUUGUGACUACAAGUACAGCAGUAAAGCCAAGGGUUGGUUCAAACAUUUCGUGGUACCAGCUACUUGGGCUGACGCACGACUACGCUGCACACUGGAAGGUGCAAUACUGGCUUCUCCACUUAACGCAAAUAUCGAAGCUGAGAUUAAUAAAAUCAUGGACACAUUUUUCACGUCGGAAUCAGAAAUCUUUACAGGACUUCACGCGACUUUGACAGGCGACUUCUAUACUGUUGAAGGUGUACCUCUAAGUGAAGUUUCAUUAGCUUGGGCAGAAAAAGAGCCAAAUAAUGCAGGGAAUGAAGAACAUUGUGUCACGUUCAACGGGAAUGGCGAAGCGGCUGACAGGUCCUGUCAUGAGACUCGACCUUACAUCUGCUUCCGUUCAGCCAAUCUUAAGACUGAGGCCAAUGAAUGUGGAACUAUAGAUCCUGAAUACAAAUUGGAUUCGAGAACGAAUUUUUGCUAUAAGUUCCACAUAGUACCUCGCAAGUUCAGUCGUGCGCACUUCGCGUGUUCUGCUGAAGGUGGUCACCUUGCCAUAAUUAACAGUGCAGUAGAAGCUACAGUACUAAAAGAUCUAUACGCAAAAUAUCCAGAUGGAAAAAUGAUAGGAAAUUUCAAGAAAGACUCUGCUUUGAUUGGUUUCUUUGACUGGGGCGAACGUGGUGACUGGAGGACCAUUCACGGUCAAACGCUAGACGAGGCAGGGUACAGCAAAUUCUCUCCUGGAGAACCAAACAAUUACACAGAGGGAGAAUUCUGUGGUUCCAUAUAUCGGUCCGGUUUGCUCAACGACCGUUGGUGUGAGAAUCCAGCACCAUUUAUCUGUGAAAAACGAUCCAAUUAUCCACAAGUUUGUAACACCUAA